This is a messenger RNA of Pantherophis guttatus, 1392 nucleotides long. The record is from RefSeq and is a predicted model, not a curated record. NCBI's taxonomy places the organism in Eukaryota, Metazoa, Chordata, Lepidosauria, Squamata, Colubridae.
UGUUCCUUUCUCAACUCUCAAAUUAGGAUUAUUCUCCUGAGUCAAAGAAAACUCUUUUCUCCAACGGCACACUUUUAUAGCCAAGGCUCAUUCCCAAUUCCCCUUCUAAUUAUUAAAAUCAUGAUUAUUUAUUCUCCUUUGAACAAGGUUUAUGGGAUUUCCAUCACCACAAUUAGUGGCCAAUCUAUGUGACAACAAAUGGGAUAGACAGCAUGUGAUAAUCUGAUUUGUAAUAGCCUCCUGUGAUGAGAUCAGAGUUUGGGGUAAAGCUGGACAAGUACAGUAGCAGUCUGAAAUUGCAGAUAGCUCUUCCAAAUCUGGGGGCAAACUGGACCUUCUUCUCUGUAGUUGUAGUCUUUUUGUCAUCUCUGAGAUUUAGCUCUGUGCUGAAGAAAGAACUCUAGGAAGGAUCUCCUGCAGUAUACUGUAUGUCAAAUGUUGCUGCUGCUGCAUAUACAGCUUUUUCUGCUUCAGUUUCUGUCUCAAAUUCCCUGUGCCAGUACACUGAUGAAAUGUCCAUUUAAGGUGAUCAUAGAAGAAAAGGAGUGGUUCCAUUACUACAAGCCAGGAGACUACUGGAUUACGGGAAUAAUGUCUAGACUCAUAUCUCGAUUGUACUCAUUUUCAUUCUCCGAGCCUCCAACCCACCAACUGAAAAGUGACAACACCUUCCACAACAUUUUUCCCUUCUUGUUGGCUGUUCAUGAAGUCAACCAGAAUUCAAGGCUCUCACCCAACAUUUCCCUGGGCUACAACAUCUAUGAGAACUUUUUCAGUGCAAGAAUGACAUAUGAGGCUAUGCUGGAUGUGCUGUCUACAGGACAGGAGAACAUCCCAAACUACAGAUGUGGUAAACAAAAGAACCUGCUGGCGAUUCUUGAAGAGAUGGAUUCUGAACUCUUUGAUCAUAUUUCCAAUGUCUUGAGCAUCUAUAAAAUUCCACAGAUCAACUACAGUGUCAUCAACCAGAUGGCUGAGCAAAAUCAUCGUUUUCCUUUUUCAUAUCGAAUGACCCCAAACCAAGAACCUCCUGACUCAGCAAUUAUCCAGCUGCUCCUGCAGUUCCAAUGGACAUGGAUCGGCCUCCUUUCUCAGGACAAUGAAAAAGGAGAAAAAUUCAAAAGAAGCUUGGAAGUUCUCGCUCUAAAAAAUGGGAUUUGCAUUGUCCUCUCAGGAACCGUCCCAGAAGCAAAUGUGCAGACAAGUGCUGGAAAAACUCUCACAGUAAGAGGAGAAUGCAAGUUGGAGACCAUCAACCACCCCAGAUUGUACAGCCAUGGCAGAUCUUUUUUGAAGAUGUUGAAUAGUGCUGGGCCUAAAAUGGAAGCUUGGGGUACCCCAUUGCUUAUGUUCCUCCAUGUGGAUGAGGUUCCCCAGAGGACUACAUGUUGA